UUCCCGCUUGGAUGAAAUAGUAAACAUCGAAUUGUUUAACCAAAUGUGAUAGCGUCUACCACGAUUCUGCAACCCGAUCCUUUCAAGAAUGCACGAGAAAACGGAUAUGUUUUGCCCUUUGUGCUACAGUAAUUACGGGACUGGAUUUCCUCAGAGAAUUCCGAGAGAGCUCGAUUGUAGACAUACAUUUUGUACAGAGUGCCUUCUCAAGCUACAAGAACUUCAGGGCUCAGUCAUAGAAUGUUCUUCUUGUAAACUGCGCACCCUCUUACCUGCCAAUGGUGUAGAUGGACUUGGUAAAAACAUGGAUCUCUUAAGAGCAGUAUUACAAUCUGAGGAGGAGGAACAGAAAUUGUGCAACUUUUGCAUUCAGAAAGUUUACCCUCCUAAACCAGCGACAUUUCAUUGCUCAGAUUGUGAAGUAUUCAUGUGUGGUAGUUGUUCUGACAACAUCCACUCACAGUUGGAGUUCCGUUGCCAUGACAUUAAUAGGGCAACUGGUGUUAAAGAUGGUGUGGGGGAUGAUACAAGCACUUCUCGACCUUCAUCAAGUCUUUCAACUUUAAGUCAACGCUCGUUAGGACUCAGACCAGGAUUAAAUAACAGACCAUCAAGCUUGUUACUGAAUUAUUCAGCAAUACCUGAAUGCCCCAUUCACAAAGAGAAGACCAAGUACUACUGUCGAAAUUGCAGAUGUCUGUGCUGCGCAUCCUGCCACAGAUACGGCAGCCAUAAAAACCACAGUUGUUUCCAGGUCCAUGAGGCUGAAGAAAAGGAGAGAAAAGCACUUGUGAAAUUACAAACACAAGUUGAACAGCGUGGUGCAAAAAUUAUAAAGGCUAGAGGAGAAGUACAACAAACUAUUGAAGAAGUGAAGAAGAAUACAAUUGAAGUAAAGGACAUAGCACGGAGAUACUACAGAGAGCUACGUGCAGCCAUUGAUCAAGCAGAGACAAUUUUGAUGGAGGAUAUCAACAAGAGAAGUGAUGUGAAGCUGAAAGCUUUAAAUGAACAGCUCAGUCAAAUGAUUGAGAUCUCAAGCCUGACGACCACUGCAUGUAGAAACUGUGACAAUGCUCUGAGUCUGGACUACUACGAAAUGCUGAUGCUAAAGAAAGACGUGGAAACAGAAAUAAUGAGUGUACUAGAAAUGUUAUGUGAGAUAAACCCUGUGGCUGAAGCUGAUCUGGGCUGUCAGUUUCCUAAUCACGAAAAACUUUUGAGUAACAUUCGAAGCUGUGCGAAGCUUGUUUUACCUCCGGGGCCUCCAGAGAAGCUGACGUGUAAAAUAACAGACAAUUACAACGUGCAUGUGAAAUGGGAUCCGCCAGAAGAUAACUUGUUCCUGUAUCCAGUACUUUGUUAUAUUCUGCAAAGCAGCUCAGGUCCUGAUAAUAGUUUUGUAACUAUAUACAAAGGGAAGGAGUCCUCCCUCACAAUAGACAAGAUUGCAGCUAAUUUAGCCGUCGGUAAACAAGUGCAGUUUCGCGCAUGUGCUCUAAACCUGAUUGGGCAGGGGCCUUGGGGGUUCCCUUACGGGAUCAAAAUACCCGAGUGAAUGAUGACGUCACUCCUCAGUAACUGCCUUUUACUUAAGUCGGCGACACUAUGAAGGAGUUCUAGGAGAUUUCUUCGACCAUUCCUGUGCGUAAAUAAGCAAUUUUGUCGCUUAGAUAAAAGAAUAUUCAUCAUCACUUUCAGAAAAUCUAAACACUCAAACUCCACGUCCUUUUCACUAAUGGCGUGCUUCUUCGCUCGUCCUCAUCUCUCUUCCGGCGAAGGCCAAUGAGAGAAUACUGGGGACCGCCAGUAAGGUCUUCCUUUACCGUGUGCUGUGCACCGCGGAAUUUUGCUCCGACAAAAUAAAGGAACACCUGAUCGUGUGUUGUGAGAUUUAUUAUUAGUGUACUUAAAAUUAUUUAGAUCAGCACAAAUUUGCUGUCGCAUGAAUCAAUACGGAGAGGAUAUGAGGAAUCAGUGUUCAUACAUAGCCAACGAGAGUUUAAAGAUUAAAAUCAGAAGUCUAUCAUAUUUUCGU
Pocillopora verrucosa is the source of this 2038-nucleotide messenger RNA. RefSeq names its product E3 ubiquitin-protein ligase arc-1. Lineage: Eukaryota; Metazoa; Cnidaria; Anthozoa; Scleractinia; Pocilloporidae. Gene Ontology annotation, molecular function: protein binding; zinc ion binding. The record is from RefSeq and is a predicted model, not a curated record.